This is a messenger RNA of Scophthalmus maximus (turbot), 5450 nucleotides long. RefSeq names its product formin binding protein 1-like (gene fnbp1l). NCBI's taxonomy places the organism in Eukaryota, Metazoa, Chordata, Actinopteri, Pleuronectiformes, Scophthalmidae. Gene Ontology annotation, biological process: signal transduction. The transcript has 15 exons. The record is from RefSeq and is a predicted model, not a curated record. Bases 148 to 1854 code for a protein of 568 amino acids. Gene Ontology annotation, molecular function: protein binding.
AGGGAGGGAGUGAGUGUUCGUCGGCAGACAGUCAGUCAGGAGGACCGGAGUCCCAGCGGCAGUUCAGGAGCCUCUGAGCGGGGGAGAGAAGAUAAAAAAAACCGCGUCCACAAUACGGGAGAGAAGUCAACCAGGGGGGAAUCCGACAUGAGUUGGGGAACGGAGCUCUGGGACCAGUUUGAUAAUGUGGACAAACACACACAGUGGGGGAUCGAUUUUGUGGAGCGCUAUGCAAAGUUUGUCAAGGAGAGGCUGGACAUCGAGCAGAACUAUGCCAAGCAGCUACGGAACCUGGUAAAGAAAUACUGUCCAAAACGCCCGAAGGAUGAGGAGCCGAGGUUCACAUCGUGUCUGUCGUUCUACUCCGUACUAAACGAGCUCAACGACUAUGCCGGUCAGAGGGAGGUGGUGGCGGAGGAGAUGGCCCACAAGGUGUACGGCGAGCUGAUGAGGUACAGCCAAGACCUCAAAGCCGAGAGGAAGCACCAUCUACAGGAGGGCAGGAAGGCCCAGCAGUACUUGGAUCAUUGCUGGAAGCAGAUGGACAACAGUAAAAAGAAGUUUGAGAGAGAGUGUAAAGAAGCGGAGAAAUCCCAGUUGACCUACGAUCGGUUGGACAACGACAUCAACGCCACCAAAUCCGAAGUGGAGAAGGCCAAAGCCCAGUUCUACCUGCGGACCCACAUGGCCGACGAGAGUAAGAACGAGUACGCCGCCCAGCUACAGAACUUCAACGCGGAGCAGUGGAAACAUUUCAACAACGCCCUACCACACAUCUUCAAGAAUCUGCAGGACAUGGACGAGCGUCGGACGGUGAAGCUCGGCGAGACGUUCCGGAGCUUUGCGGAGGCCGAGCGGCGAGUCGUUCCCAUCAUCUCCAAAUGUCUAGAAGGAAUGGUUUCUGCCGCCAAGGCUGUCAGUGAGCGAAAGGAUUCGGCCAUUGUCGUAGAGUCGUUCAAGUCCGGCUUCGAGCCGCCGGGCGACUUCCCCUUCGAGGACUUCAGCCAGAACCUGAGUCGAACGGGUUCGGACGGGACCAUCAGCAACACCACGCCCAAAGGGGAGCGAGACAAAGACGGGGGCCCGGCGCCGCGGUCGGACCCAAAGCACCCGAUGAGCAGGACCAAGAACAAGCUGUGGCUGUUUGGGAAGAAACCAAAGGCGCCGUCUCUGGAGGACUUUAGUCACUUGCCCCCCGAGCAGAGGAGGAAGAGGCUGCAGCAGAGGAUCGACGAACUCAACAAAGAGCUGCAGAAGGAGAUGGAUCAGAGAGAUGCCCUGAACAAGAUGAAGGACGUGUACGAGAAAAACCCCCAGAUGGGAGACCCCAUCAGCCUGCAGCCGAAAAUAUCCGAGACCAUUUGUAACAUGGAGAAACUGCGCUCGGAAAUCCACAAAAACGAGACUUGGUUAUCUGAGGUGGAGGGAAAGCAGAGCUCCAGAGGAGACCGACGACACAGCGCCGACAAUCACCAUCACACGCCUCAAGGCAGAGAAAGUCCCGAGGGCAGUUACACGGACGACACCAGUCAGGAGCAUCACACGCCUCAGCACCGGCCCAGUCCCUCGCAGCCCACCAACCCCAACCCCGACCCGCACGAGUUCGACGACGAGUUCGACGACGACGACCCGCUGCCCGUCAUCGGUCACUGCAAAGCGAUGUACUCCUUUGACGGUCAGAACGAGGGGACGCUUGUGAUGGCAGAAGACGAGGUGCUGUACAUCAUCGAGGAGGACAAAGGCGACGGCUGGACGAGGGCGAGGAAGCAGAGCGGCGAGGAGGGCUACGUCCCCACCUCCUACGUAGAAAUCACCAUGGAGAAGAACAGCAAAGGUGCCGUCACCUACAUCUGAAGCCACUCUGUCCUCUGUCAUUCUCUCCAUCCCUCCGCUCUCCCUUCCUCCACAUCACACUACAAAAGGAAAAAAAAAAACACAGACUGCAUCCGAACACACCGCAUGGACGUUCACCUCUGUUCCCCCUUUUCCACGUUUCCAUCCCGUCUGUUCGUCCCCUCGGGUCUCUCUCUCUCUAAUCGUUCGUCCUCCUCGUGUGUGUGGAACUGUGUCCGAGGUGAGUGUCUGAGCGCAAAGACGGAAGAGGGGGGAGAAGCUGCUCAAUGGAGUUUUAAGUGAUGUUUAUUUUGUGUUUGAGGCAUUUCUCUGGGGGUGUGUGUGUGUGUGUGUGUGUGUGUGUGUGUGUGUGUGUGUGUGUGUGUGUGUGUGUGUGUGUGUGUGUGUGUGUGUGUGUGUGUGUGUGUGUGUGUGUGUGUGUGUGUGUGUGUGUGUGACCCUGCUGUUCUUGAGCCUCGUGUCGAGGCUGCACCGCAUCUUGUCGAUCAAAGUGUUUAAGAUUGUUUUAAUGUAAUAUAUUAGGAGCAAUUUAUUUUUUGUUAUUUUUACCCCCUCCUUUAAUUAUGGUCUGAUUUUUAAGCUCUUUGGAUUCGUGUGUCGACAUAAUUUGAAGCGGAAGAUUUUAUGUUCUUAUUUCGGUUCUGAUUGCAGUUUGUGUGUUUGUUUGCGUACGUGUUUUUUUUUCUGUGUCUUCAGUGCCAUCACACUAAACGUGGCAUCACACACUCGCAGAGGUUCGUCUGGUUUCAUCCUCAGUGUGGUUUUAUCCUCAGUGCAGUUUUUUUUCUUACAGGAUCCAAAUACAGAAAGAGAAGUUUUCACAUUUUUACAACAUGUUCAAGUCUUUUGAGAUUCAGAGCAGAGCUGAAAACACCAACACCAACAAUGUUUUCCUCCGAUCUUUCCUUCCCUGUGUGUGGCUCUGAGGCUCAUUCUCCCUGAGACGUAAAUCUUUAAAAAUGUAUAUUUCAGAUUUUCUUUUAAAUCUCUAAUUUAAAAAAAUAAAUAGCUGAACUUCACAAAAACUGUGACAAACAUUUGGUGAUAUUUUGAGGCAACUUUUCUAGCAACUUCGAACAUGUAUACUUCAAAUUGCCAAAUCCAAAAUAUACCAAUAAAAUAACAGAAAAUAUUCAAACCUUUUUAACCUUUCUAUUGCUUAAUUAAUUAUAUGGUGAUAUGUUUAUUUUCCAUUUAGUUUAUUUAAAUUACACAUUUUAUUUUUGUUGAAAAUUCAGUCAAAAAAUUUAAGUUAAAAUUCAGCAUAAGUCAAAAAGUUUUUCAAAUAUUUUUACAUGACUUGAAUGGCAGUUCUCACAAAUUUAAUUUCUACCAAGAGAAUUUAAAUACAAAAUAAAUAAAACAAUUUUGUAAGGUGUUCAUUUUUUUGGGACAAAAUAAUGGAGCUCUUUGGCAAAAAGGAAAAAGAUACAUCAGCGUUUGGAUAAACGGGUUAUACUUGUUAGUAGGAUAGAUUGAUUGUUGGUUUUGGUCUUUUCAUGGCAUUUGGAGUUGGAUCAUUCCAAGAAUCUAAAUCUACCCACUCGAGAAUCAUCUCCUGUGAAGACUGGUUCGAAAAAAUAUGUAAAAAUAAGGCAAAGUAUAGUAUGAAAAUGGUUUCAGUUGAGUUUCUUACAGGAUUGUUAUAAUUCCAAUUGACACAUUAUGUCUUUUAUGUUUUCUUUCACUCAUAUGCUGGUUAUUACUUGCUCAUCGUUUGAGUCACUGAUUAAAAGCAGCUCUGACACUCAUAGUUUCCGUUGGCGUCCGUGAUGAUGUGAAUCGGUGAAGCAGGUGUGUCGCAGUAUCUGUGCCUGCUGAACAUUAUUCAUAUUAAAGUAAAGUAUCAUUGUCUCGUUACAGUGCAGAAGAUUUAAAUCUGAACGGAACAGUUCGAUUUCUCACAUUCACUCCGAAUUAAUGACGUACUGCAUUCAAGUACCAGCCUGUUCAACUUUCAUAAGCAGCAUAUAGACAGUUAGUAAAUGGUCUAUAACACAACGAGGUGGUUAUGUAAUGCAGAAAUUAGUUUGUAAGUAUUUGUAAACAAACUAACUCCUCACGUCCGACACUCGUAAGUGGAGGCUGCUGUAUAAACGGAUAAUGAGAGAUUUAUAUAUAAGAGAAGAAGAAAGACCAAGCUAAUAAAAGUGUUUUCUUAUAUCAUAACUAACUAUACACACUGUUUAAUAAUUGUUUUAUUUACUGCUAUUUAAUUGCAAAACGUUUACCCGUCGUAGAGAUGAUUCCAAAACUUUCAAAUCCAUCUUUCUAAUUAUCAGUCUGUCGUUUGGUUCGAAGCGGAGUGAAACUAUCUUCACAACUAUGGGAUGGAUUUCAGUGAAGCGGUCGUCAGACGUCUGUUCUCCUUCAGUUUGUCUCUCAGAUGAAAUAAAGACAGGGAGGAGGAAGAGUAUGAGGAGGAAGAGGGUCCCAGCAGCUCCGACCCCUAAUGACACAAACAGACAGAAUCUGCAGGGAUCUUAAAAUGUUGCGGAAUUUCUUUCUUUCUUUCUUUUUCCGAUUUUGGAUUCUGUUUUUUUUUUUUCCUGAUGGAAAACCUGAGGUCUUCUCUUCCAGAUUCAAACCGUCUUUUACUCUGUGACUCUUGUUAAAACACAAACCUCUGUUCUCUUAUUUCUUUUUUAGAAAUGUGUUGUAUGUAUGUGUUAUAGUAACUGGCCCCUCUCCUCCAUGUGACUGCAGGUUCCUGAGGGCUGCAGGGUGGCCGGGCGAUUUGAUUGGCUGGUGGAGGGCUCACGCUGAUUUGCUGAUUAUUGGUGGUGCGGGCACAAAGAGGAAGAGAGAGAGAGAGAAAUAGAUGAGGGGCGAGAGAGAGAGGUAGAGAGGUUAAGUGGGAGGGGGAGGCAGGUUUUGCACGUCUGCAUGCUUCACAUAUCCACGAUUGGCUGUUGGGGGUUAAGAGAGGAAGGAGGGAGGGAGGGAUGAAACAGGGUCAAUUAAUCAGAGGAGGGAAAAAUCCAGAGCUUCUUCUCUGUGGGCUGAAACGUUCAAGGAUUAUCUUUUGUUCUUCUUAUAGACACAUCCUCACCUGUGGCGUUACAUGUUGACGCCACUGAUCGGGAUGUGGCUAAACAGUCACAUGACGUGCAUGUGCUCCUGAAGGUUUCAGCUCACGGAGAGAAGUCCAAUAACAACCUCACGUCCUUCUGCAGAACUCUAAUGAGGCUCAGUGGCAAUUUUUCUCAAGCCUUAACUUUUAUUAACCGCUUGCCUCGGGUACGUUUCAGUCAUUCUUUUCUCUGUGGGAGCUGGCCAAAGUGUUGCAGGAAGUGGCCACCAUCAGAGUGGAUUCUCUUGCACUUAAAAUGAUACAUAAAGUGGUAUUCUGACAAGAAACCGUGAUCACCAGGUCCACUUGUUUAAGUGGAGCUGUUGAUGUCAUCAGCUCCGUGGGCGCACGCUUCGAUAAACACAGAGUAAAUCGACCUGGUGACGAGAAUUUGAUGUCAAACACUCAGUUUGUGUCUGUGGACCUUUCCUUUCCUUCAAUUGUCCAAAUAUGUUCUGACCAAUCCCUCACUUUUCUCCUCCCAACACUUUUAUUCCAGCUCCUGGUGCGAGAAAAAAACAAA